This is a messenger RNA of Boleophthalmus pectinirostris (great blue-spotted mudskipper), 3645 nucleotides long. RefSeq names its product protein arginine methyltransferase 7 (gene prmt7). Gene Ontology annotation, biological process: peptidyl-arginine methylation. The coding region runs from base 191 to 2254 and encodes 687 amino acids. Lineage: Eukaryota; Metazoa; Chordata; Actinopteri; Gobiiformes; Gobiidae. Gene Ontology annotation, molecular function: protein-arginine N-methyltransferase activity. The record is from RefSeq and is a predicted model, not a curated record. The transcript has a single exon.
UAAAGAUGGCGGCCCCCUCCGCGUCCAGCGUGGGGAGAGCUCCGCUGCUUCUCUGAGCCGGACUCUUGUUUUUCGGACAGAAACAAACGCUCUAAACUCUCAGAUCUUUAAACUCUCAGAUCUUUAAACUCUCAGAUCUUUAAACUCUCAGAUCUUUAAACUCUCAGAUCUUUAAACUCUCAGGCCGCAGAUGGAGACGUUCACGGGGCGCGUGAAGCCCGCGUGCGGGGCGGAGGAGACGCGGGAGGAGCGCGAGGAGGAGGACUUCCAUCAGGACAUCGCUCGGUCGUCGUUCGCGGACAUGCUCCACGACCACGACCGGAACAUCAAGUACUACCAGGGCAUCCGGGCCGCCGUGGCGCGUGUGAAGGCGCGCGGGGAGCCGGUCAUAGUUCUGGACAUCGGCACCGGGACCGGCCUGUUGUCCAUGAUGGCGGUGACCGCGGGGGCGGACUUCUGUUACGCCGUGGAGGUGUUCGGGCCCAUGGCGGAGGCCGCGCGUUGCAUCGUGGGUAAGAACGGAUUCUCCGACAAAAUAAAAGUCAUCCACAAACACUCCACGGAGGUGACGGUGGGUCCUGGAGGAGACAUGCGCAGUAGAGCCAACGUCCUGGUCACGGAGCUGUUCGACACGGAGCUGAUCGGGGAGGGCGCGCUCCCGAGCUACGAGCACGCGCACGAGCACCUGAUGCAGAAGGGCUGUGAGGCCGUGCCCCACCGAGCCCGCGUGUACGCGCAGCUCGUGCACUGCGAGGAGCUGUGGGGCUGGACUCGGCUCCGGCCCGUGUCCGUGGGCUCGUCCACGCUGCUGCCCUCGCCCGCCCUCGCCCGCUGCCCCGGCUCCCACGCCGUCUGUGACCUCCAGCUGAGCCAGGUGCCCCCCCGCAGCUUCAGCGCGCUCAGCCCGCGCCUCACCAUGUUCUCUGUGGACUUCAGUAAAGCCGUGAGCAGCCGGACUCAGACCCACAGCCGCAGGUUUGAGGCUCUGUGCAGUGGACGGGCUCAGGUCGUCCUGUCCUGGUGGGACAUCAGCAUGGAUCCCAACGAUGACAUCGUGUGCAGCAUGGCCCCCAGCUGGACCUACGAGGACCCGCGCAGCGCCCCCUGGAGGGACCACUGGAUGCAGAGCGUGUACUUCCUCCCAGAGCAGAGCGCAGUGACCAAAGGAGAAGAUCUGUGUGUGAGUGUGACUCACGAUGACUUCAGUCUGUGGUUCAGUCUCUGCAGAGACUCUCAGAGCUGUGGGCAGGUGCCCCGGCCCUGCUGCACCUGUCUGGCUCACCUGGUGUGGAACCGUGCUCGUUUUGGAGAACUCAACGACUCCAGACGCACACAGAGUUACGUGGAGGCUCUGGGGCAGGUUCUCCAGGAGGACAGUGUGUGUCUGAGCGUGAGCGACGGCAGUCUGCUCCCGCUCUUCGCUCAUCUGCUCGGGGCUAAGAAGGUGUUCAGCGUGGAGAGCUUCAGGAUGACGCGGCAGGUGAUUGAGCAGGUGCUGGAGGCCAAUCAGCUGACAGGGUGCGUGGAGCUGCUGGGAGGGCAUCCGGAGCAGCUGAGCGGAGAGGACCUGCAGGGGCAGCAGGUGUCUGUGCUGAUGGGAGAGCCGUUCUUCAGAAGCAGCCUCCUGCCCUGGCACUCCCUGUACUUCUGGUACUGUCGCUCGGCCCUGUCGGCUCUGCUCCGGCCGGGCGCCGUGGUCCUGCCGCGCUCCGCCUCGCUGCACGUGGCGGCUGUGGAGUUUGAGGACCUGUGGAAGAUCAGAGCUCCCUGUGGGACGUGCGAGGGCUUCGACGUGAGCCCCAUGGACCAGAUGAUCCAGAAGUCUGUGGAGUACAGAGAGUCGAGGGAGGCGGAGCCACACUCGCUGUGGGAGUACCCCGGCCGCGCCCUCACCCACAGCGCAGAGGUCAUGACCUUUGACUUCACACAGUGUGUCCCGGAGCAGCCGCUCCGCAGCCAGGGGGCGCUGCCCUUCACCAGGAGCGGGCGCUGCCACGCGGCCGUCAUGUGGAUGGAGUAUCAUUUAACUGAAGACAUUAGAGUGAGCGCAGGUCUGACAGCACCCGUGGGUGCUCAGGGCCAGUGCCAGUGGAGCCCACACCAGAAACAGGCUGUGUUCUUCUUUAACUCUCCCCGGGACACUCCAGCAGAGGGCGCUGUGCUCUCCUACUCCUGCACCUUUGAGCCGAGCCGAGGGCACCUCCAGGUCGACUUUAACUUUGUCAAUGUCGAGAGUGAAGAGGCGACGAGUUAAUGCUGCACUUUUUAUAUCAUCAACGGUUUUUGUACUGGACUUUAGACGAGACAGGAAGUGCUUCAUCUGUAUCUGUACAAGAAAAAAUAAAUUUAAAAAAACCUAACACACAUGAUUGUGGCUUCAGCUGGAACUGAAAAUUAAGAUGAGGUCAAAUUAAACUCUCUGAAUAUUAGAAAUACUGAAUAUUGAGUAAUUUUUGGUAAUAUUUACCCACAACAGAACCACAGCUACUAUAGGCCUGUUUCUUAGAUUAUCUGAAUAAUUGUGUAGAGUUAAGAUCAGGCUCUGGUUUGUUUUCUGCUCUGUUUAUAAUAAUAGUUUAUCAUUCAUAUUUUUUAUAUUAAGGUUUGUUGAUUUUAGACAGUGACGUUCUAAAGAAGAACUGAAAGAAUUGUGACAUUUUGCUGAAAGUGGAACACAACAAACACAACACAAUGUUUAUGAAGUCGGUUUCUUUUACAAGUUUGUUUCUAUUUUAAUGUCUAUAUCAUAAUUAGAACAGAUGUGAGGACGUUUGGACCAUGAAUCUGAAAUAUAAAGUCAGAAGGAUUCACAGUCUCACACAGUGUUCCUGUACUGCAAAAGUAAUCCUUACCCCAUCUAAAAGUAGUCUGAUUACUCUGAUUAUUUUAUUACAGAAAGUAUACUUCAUACGAAUUAUUAGAAGUUACUUUAAAAAAAAAAAAACUGCUCAGGAACCACCUUCAGAAAUCAUGAGCUCUUCACACUGAAGCCUGUUGUUCACACAGAGGCCCCCGGCACACGCCUCCACAACACUCAGCUGAUCUGCCCCUGACACACAACAUGACUCACACACUCCUCUUUAUCUGUUUAAUGUUUUAUGACACAGUUCUGUGGAUUAGACACAUUUUUGCAGGAAAAAAGUUUCUAGGCCAAGUAACUGAACUAGAUUUUCAUUUGUAACUUGUUACAUUACGGCAAUACUAAAAAAGUACGUUUCUGCCCUGAAGUUCAGCUUCUGUCCUCAGGGGGUCAGUGUUUUGAGCAGUGUACACCAGGGUGCAUCAUUUACCCCAAUGCAGAAAUUCAACUUGUAUAAUUGCUCAACUGAAUAAAAUCUACUGGGUCCACCAAUUUUAAUGGCGUCCAUAAAGCUCUGGCAGAUCAUUAUUUCUCAAAUAACUUUCCGUUUAGCGCAGUGGUGUCAAUGAAAGUUGAACAUAAAUGUUGCUGUUGUGCAUCUUUUGGUACCAAAUUUAUAUCUUUAUUUUCAUAACUUUCUAAGAUGAUAAUUUUGUCGAGAUUUUGAGUGUUUUUUCAUAAUUAUACAAAGUCCACAAAUUCCAAAGAUGAAAUGAGAGACAUAAAGUUUGUUCUUUCUGAAGUGAUCAUAAACUGUAUAAAAAAGUGGAGUGAGUGAGUGUGAC